Molecule: messenger RNA, 4386 nt
Organism: Pimephales promelas (fathead minnow)
Lineage: Eukaryota; Metazoa; Chordata; Actinopteri; Cypriniformes; Leuciscidae
Gene: nrip1a
Product: nuclear receptor interacting protein 1a
Biological process (GO): regulation of transcription by RNA polymerase II
Cellular component (GO): nucleus
Molecular function (GO): transcription coregulator activity; signaling receptor binding
Source: RefSeq, a predicted model, not a curated record
GGGUAGGAGGAGUGAACAUGGCAUUGCAGAGUGCCGGGGAUACCUUGAAUAAACAAUUCAGUCAAGCGACUGACUGCAGGACUCAAGAGCAGAAGAAAACCGCGCAUGUGGGGAAUAGACGCUGUCAGCCCCAGUCAUCUUUCCGUUUUCCCACAUCUGAAUUGUUCGUAGAGAGAAAUAUCAUAUGCGCGCCUCCCUAAAUGCAGCAUAAUUUUUAACUGGAUUCUCUUCAUCCGAACAGGGCCGUCACCAGCUGACCUUGUGGACAGAUGUGGCAGUGAUUUUAUUCACAACCCUGAAGCUUUGAAGUACAGAACCAGUGCCAUGGAAUCCCACAAGACUGACUGCAUUACAAUCCUGUACUUUUCGUAACAAUGGCAUGAUUAUAAACAAUAGUCUUGCCUCCUGUUUGGGGGAAUGUCUUGUGAAUCUACAUUAGGCCUUACUUUUACCUAAAAAAAAAACAAGGUUUGGAAGCUAAAAACUGUAAGGUCUCUUGGUAGAACAUAACAGAACGAUUUUCCCCUCUAUUGUAGUGGCCAACCAUACAAAGGACUAUAGUAUUGAACAUGACUCAUGGGGAAGAGCCUGGCCCUGAAACACACCAGGAUUCUGCUGUAUUAACAUAUCUGGAAGGUUUACUCAUGCAUCAGGUAGCAGGAGGACAGGGUGCGGCAGCAACACAGAGUGGAAGCCAAGAGCAGAAGAAUAAGGACAGCGGGACAGAGCAUGCACAGCCUAAUGGCACUCGACAGGAGCAGAACCGAACAAAUUCCCACUGUGGAGCCUCGCAGCACCUCAGAAAGGCUCGUCUACUCAACUCAGAGGCCUGGACAGAGAGUGAGACUCAACGGAGAACAGCACCCUCCGUUUCCCUGAACGGGCAAAGUGAAGACCACCAUAGUGGCCAGAAUGGCUCAUCACAGGAUAAAGGAGAGAGUACACUUCUAGCUAGUUUGCUGCAGUCUUUCAGUUCUCGACUUCAAAACGUGACCCUGCCACAGCAGAUUAUCCAAGGCUUGAGGCCACUGGACACCCCCUGCCAGAUAAGCAAGCCUGCACAAGAGGACAGUGCAGAUGUGCCUUGCCACAGACCUGCCUUGAGUCACCUCAAAGGGUUAGUGAGCAAGAGCAAAAUGCAAAAUCACAGCAACAGUGUGCCUUAUCAACAUCGACGGUCUAGCCAGGAAAGCUUUUCAGAAUCACCUAAGGCACUGCAGAACAGUACUCCCUCCCCAUCUCCCGAGUCUCUAUCUUGUACCGAGCGCCUAAAAGCCGUGGCAAACCUGGUAAAUAUCAGAUCAAGCCCCGCUCCAUCACCCAAACCAAGUGUGGCAUGUAGUCAACUGGCUCUUUUGCUCUCCAGUGAGGCCCACCUGCAACAGUACUCUCGAGAACAUGCCCUUAAAACCCAACUCUCUGGACGAUCAGCUAGUGAAAGACUAUCAGCCAUGGCGACACAGCAGACACAAGAUAAACAACCUACAACUUCAGGCCAGUCUCAUGGACUUAGCGUCUUACACACCAAGAAUGGAAUACCUUCUUCACAACUGUUGUCAACAAGCUCCAGCAGACAGAGUCCAAGCCUAACUUCAGGGCAAAGAAGGACAGAAAGUUCCAUGCGGACAGGAAAUCGCUUUCGAGAGCGUCGACCUUUUGAGAAACAAGGCAGACCGUCACAGAACUGCAGCAGUCUCCUACUUCAACUUCUCAACAGUCACAACACCUCACAGCGAAUUAAUGGACAGGGUCACUUGAAAGAUGACCUCUGUACCCUUGGCACUCUGGCCUCUCCGCUUUUUUCAGACAGCGAGCACUCAAACCCUGACAGUAGUCUCACAAAAGACAGCAGUGAUGCUGAGAGCACUUACUCUAGCUGCUCUCCUAUUGACCUUUCUUUAAAGAGCAGAACAAAUGUACAAACAUCAGUAUCAACUUCCUCCUCACCUGUACUGGACAGGAUCCCAGAGUCUUCAUUAAAUAGGUGGAAGCCUGAGACUCUACCUGUCAAAGUGGAUGCAUGUCCAGAGAUGAAACCUCAUCACAAGGUCACUCUAUUACAGUUACUCUUGGAUCACAAAAAUAACGAGAGAGCAAACAAAGGUCUGGAUAAUCCAGAUUUGCUGCAUGAUGUAAUCCCUAAGGUCACUAGUGCAUCUACAAGUAGCCACAGUGUUUUCAGUACCGCUAGGUGUAAAAACACAAGUGAACUUAGUGGCCACUGUGGAUUGAGCUGUAGAAGUCCCAAACUUUUGCCAACGUACAGUCAAAGCCGAGACUCCAACAGCAGUGCAUCUCCAUAUACACUUUAUGGGUCUCCCCAUUCUCAGUCUGUCCCCUUGGAUCUUUGUAAAGCAAAACAAUCCACAAGUGAUGUAAGAGUUAAAGAACCUGCCUUUAGUGCUAGUAAACUUUUGCAGAAUUUAGCUCAGUGUGGAAAACAAAACCCUGACAUUUCUCCUCCAGCAAAGGCAACUUUACCCCCUAUCAAACUCAUGACCCAAGAACUGAAAGUUAACCAUCCUCCAACUUUACUUGAAAGACUCACUGCGCCAAUUCAGAGUAAUAACCCACUGUGGGAAGAGGCCAAGGCAAAAACUUCAACUGCGCCCGAAGCAGCACAGCAUGUCUCAGAAAUUGAGAAUCUGCUUGAAAGACGUACAGUUCUUCAGCUUCUUCUGGGCAAUGCUCCUCAGAAUGAAAAGGUAGGCAGUAAACGAAAACGAGAACAUGGCAAGACCAAUUCUUUGGAAAAACAAACACAUCAGGCAAUAGGCCAAGCAAAUGGUCCUCCUUUGGAAAUUACAAUAAAAACUGAGCCAGUUGAUGAGGGUCAUGCGUAUGACUAUAACAAAAUAUCAAAGCAAUGCCAGAAUUCAGGGUUGGAGCCUAGAAAAAGCACCAGUUUUCAUUCUCACGAAAACAUCAAGCAAGAACCACUGUCCCCAGAGGCUUCCACCAGAGAUGGUCUUCUCUGUCAUCUCCUAAAGAAACGACCCAACAAAACCCUUCAGCCAAACAAGUUAGAGGACCUAAAGAGGGGUUGUGUCAAAGAAGAAUCAGUUGAAAUCCAGGGACCAACGAUCCCAAAGAAGCGGAAAUUUUCGGUAGAACUAGAACAUCAUAACUCCUCGAGUCACCAGGCCAGGGAUUUGGAGCAUUCUGGUGUCACAAAAGAAGACGACAGUGGUUGUUUUGCUGUUGGACAUCUAGAGACCAGAGAGACAAAAGAGGCCAAAGACCCAUCUAGCCCCCCAGAGGCAGACAGUCCUCCAGCUAAAUUUCCACCAAAUGAGUCUAAUGAAAACCGAAGUUUCAAUGUUCUAAAGCAGCUGCUUCUUUCAGACAACUGCUUGAAGGAAUUGUCUCAACCCAGGGGUACAUUCAGUUCACCGUCACAUGCCGUGCUGAAUGGGAAUACAAUCAAGCAACCAUGUAAUGAAGGUGAGCUUCAAAACUUUCACCAGAGCCUAAGCCCCAGCAAUGCAUCUCCUAAAAAAACAAGGUUUAGGCAUGAAUCUCCCCAUAUUACACAGCAGGAGCCUGCAAGGCCAAAAAUCGAUUACAGCAUCAUAAAGGAUUUGAAGGGCCCUGCAAGGAUGGUUAAUGGAGACGAUCAAACACAAAAGUAUGGGCCAGACUCACCUCGUUUUACCAAGACUAACCCUAUUUUGUAUUAUAUGCUCCAGAGGAGCAAUGCACAACUGGUUAAAGAGGGGGAGGGACUGGAGGCAGGCUCGAGACUAAUGCAGACAAAGGUCAAAAACGAGUCGUCAGGUAAUACUGAGGCCUUUGAACUUUGAAACAAAAUUCACAGAAUUACCAUGGAACACUUAGUUGUGACUCACCACGGCUACACGGGUCAUUGAAAAAAGUACUAGUUUUGAGUUUGUGAACCAGUAUCUGUGCUUGAACUAGAAAUGUGUUUAUUCUCUCAACUUACCCGAUUGCUACUUUUGUUUUUAUUGAGGCAUCACACAUUAUUCACCUGAAUUACAUGUCAUUAAGUUCACAAAAAGACCAUGAAACCAAAGUUAAUUUGAAUAUUUAUAAGCACUGCUUUCUGGCUGAUUUCUUUCUUGCAUUCUAAGCAGCAAACAAAAUAUGUUUUUUUAUGAAAGGUGUUUGACGGAUUUGUCCUCAUGUAUUCGUAACAAUAUCAGUUCCCACUCCGUUUUCCACACAUGGUUAGACUUUUGGCCUCAGGCAGUGAGUUAUGAUGCAACAAUGCACAUGACAAUCUGUAUAAACAGAUUGUGCCUCAGCAGUUAGUGAAUAUUCUUCAAUUUACCAUGAUGAAACAAAGAGAUAACUAUGGAUUGUUACUUUUGUCCAUGCCUGGAAGGCUUGUCACCAUAUUUAUACAUUAAAAAAAAAAAAAAAAAA